AUGACAGCAAUCAAAUCAAAGGAGGACGUUCGCAUUGCUUUGGAGGUGAUGUCACAAAUUCAGGCAAGGCUGUGCAAGGAGAGAGACGAACUAAGAGUUCUCUUGUCAUCGCCGUUGAUGGUCUGUGAACUUACCGAACUCUCGUCGGAGUUCACAUCUAUUUCCUCAGGCUAUGAUGAUGCAGUGGAGCGCAUAAACAACUUAGUGAGCUCGCUACAAAAACUCGACGAGGUUUGGACAGAAUGGAGUGAACAGUUGAAGGGGAUACGAGAUCAGAUGAAUCGCAUUGAAGAUAAUUUGAAAGCGGAUAAAUUUGACCAGCUCCAAAUUUCCGAAGAAAUGGAGCUUUGUCAGGAAAGAAUGAAUAGCCUUGAAACCAUGUGCAACUACCUUACCACUUCGCUGCAAUCUGUCCAAGGUUCCGAAAGCAGCGCGGCUCUACCUGACUUCCGAUCAGAAAUUGUUCUCUAUGAAAAUGCCAUGGAACAGUUGAAAACGAGAUUUCAAGAGCACUUCCGAAUUCCUACCCCACCAGGACCAGUUACGAUACCGAAGGAGCCACAACAGUGCACGAAACGUCGUGUGAAGACUCAGUCGACACUCACUCAGACGUCCAUUCUUCCAAGACCCCAUCAAAGUCUUGGUAGUCGUCUAUACAAAGCAAUCGCAGCCUCAACAGUGGCGAAACUUGUUUUCAUAUUAGCCCUGUUGGCAACGAUGGCUACUCUGAUAUAUGUUGGGCUGUUCGGUACGACAUUUGGGCCGCAUCUAAUUUAUGUUAAUGGACCACCACCUGUUUGA
Molecule: messenger RNA, 801 nt
Organism: Haemonchus placei
Lineage: Eukaryota; Metazoa; Nematoda; Chromadorea; Rhabditida; Trichostrongylidae
Source: the annotation of a GenBank genome assembly